This is a messenger RNA of Aspergillus melleus, 1648 nucleotides long. RefSeq names its product putative O-methyltransferase (gene fmaD). The coding region runs from base 324 to 1394 and encodes 356 amino acids. Lineage: Eukaryota; Fungi; Ascomycota; Eurotiomycetes; Eurotiales; Aspergillaceae. Gene Ontology annotation, molecular function: O-methyltransferase activity. The transcript has 4 exons. The record is from RefSeq and is a predicted model, not a curated record.
AUACGCGACGCAAAAGCAAUCAAUCAUGAGCCACAGGGACGGAAUGACCAAUGGAACCACCACUAGUCGCCAUGCGGCCAAUGGUCUCCUGAAAGAAGCCUUCGUCGAUGGUGACGUCGCGAUCUCUCCUAAUGCGCCCGCCGACGUUCCGUCGCUGCUGAAGCAGAUUAGAACGAGCGGCGAUGUAUACCUCGCCCUGCAAGAUGAGAAAGUACGAACAGAUCUUUUGGACACGGCUCGGUCAUUGGUACAUGCGCUUGAGACGCCGCGCGAAGCCAUAAUACGACAUUGCUGGUCGCAGGUAAAGCCAUUUCCCUUGUUCCAUGUUGAGUAUUGGUCCUAAUGCGUCGUUCCUUCGGAAUGUAAAGAGUACGUCGUAUGCAGCAAUCGAAACCUGUGUCGACCUGGGAGUAUUCACAGCCUUGUCUCGCGAUAAUUCUCCUAGGACGGCUACAUACCUUGCGGAAGCCACCAAAGCGGAGCCUAUGAUGCUAUCUCGAAUCCUAAAACAUCUUGCUGCGAUGGGUGCAAUCACCGAGACAGGCCCGGAUGAGUACCGCCGCACUGGGUUCUCAACCGCGAUGAGCUCGCCACGAUACAGCGACGCUUAUCCUUGCAUGACGGGAUGUAUUACUUCAGGCGUCCUCGCUCUCCCCGCCCAUCUUAGGAGAACCGACUACCGCAAUCCUGACAACGGCACCGAUGCGCCCUUCCAGCUCGGUUUCAAAACAAACCUUCACUUUUUCGACUUCCUGCGAGCAAACCCAGACCAUGCCGUUCAGUUCAACAAUCACAUGUCGGCAUACCAUCAAGGCCGACCUAGCUGGAUGGACCCCGGCUUCUACCCGGUGUCGACGCUGAUGGAGGGAUUAAAUAUAAACAAAGACGAUGUGCUUUUGGUGGAUAUGGGUGGAGGAACGGGUCAUGAUCUCUCUGAGUUCCGGGGAAAGUGGCCCCAGAUCCCCGGCCGUGCUGUUUUGCAGGAUCUUCCUGAGGUGAUUCAGCAGGCGAAUUCGAUGAACCUACCUUCCUCGAUCGAGACCAUGAGCCAUGACCUUUUCACUGAGCAGCCGAUUAAAGGAGCACGCGCCUACUAUAUGCAUUCCGUGCUGCAUGACUGGAACGAUGACAACUGCCAGAAGAUCUUGUCGAAUAUCGUUCCGGCCAUGGCCCGGGGAUACAGCAAGGUUCUCAUCAAUGAGAAUGUUAUUCCCAGUACUAACGGAUACUGGGAAGCGACCAGUCUCGAUAUUAUCAUGAUGGCAAACUUUGCGUCUACCGAGCGGACCGAGAAGCACUGGCGUGCGCUGGUUGAGUCUGUCGGGUUGAAGGUUACCAAAAUAUGGACCGCGCGAAGAGGGGUGGAGAGUUUGAUUGAGUGUGAAUUGCCUUAAGGUAUUCGAGUAUUGAGACUGUACAUGAAUAGCUGUCGGAUAUUCCACAACGGUUCACCAAAACAACCGCUUUCGUGGUUACUUUAUUAGGCACACCUUUCCAUGUGGAAUAUCAUGAUUUGAGUCUUCGGGUGUCUAGAGCGCUUCAUUUCCUCGUGGGCUUGGCUGUCAAGAUGAUCCAAGUAAUAGAGCUUACCAACAAGGGGACGAAAGUGGGAGUAUGUAAAGGACAGGAAAAAACAUUGGACGAUGAG